Messenger RNA from Panicum virgatum (switchgrass), 2169 nucleotides. RefSeq names its product fibroin heavy chain-like. Bases 537 to 2054 code for a protein of 505 amino acids. The record is from RefSeq and is a predicted model, not a curated record. The transcript has 2 exons. NCBI's taxonomy places the organism in Eukaryota, Viridiplantae, Streptophyta, Magnoliopsida, Poales, Poaceae.
UUCUUCCAACCAUACUAUGUUCGGUGACUCCAUUCCAAGUCCUUGUGAUCGAACUCUAUUUUGUCAGGAAACAUCCCUUUGCUGCAUUUGAAUCUGAAAGCUGUUUCACAACUGAGCUGAAUAAGGUUUCAGGAGGAAUAAGUCUUUGCAACUUACUUGAGUUCCGCUCCCGUAGGACUAAUCAGAAACUGACCACAAACCGAAAUCGUAUCCAUUUUUCGCGUCUCCGCACACCACGAAGCGAAGCAUGCCCAAUCUAGAAACUUCUACUCAGUAUUGAGAGCCCUCUAGCGCAGGAAAUUAGCAAUAGCACCCACUGAUUCAAACAAACCUCUCAUCACCUCCAAUGGCGAAGCUCCAAAGCAUUAGGUCGCCUUCACAUGCGCCCGUGAAGGAAUCCAGUCACCUUUUACAGUAAGCAUCAUGUGCAGCAACAAUACAUUAUUCAAGAACUGCGGCUACAAAUAUAGAAUCGCACCCUGAGCACACCAUCAGCCACCAGGAACACAAGCUUGAUCGGUGAUUACUGAUCAGCAAUGGCCUCGAACAGAGUCCUUGCACUUGCCGUUCUUGUGGUGCUAGUCUCUGCAGGCGUUGCAAACUGCAGGCCGGUGAGGAGCAAUCUGGGCCUCGGCAUUGGCGCCGGCGGAGGCCUCGGCAUUGGGCUUGAUCUUGGGUUGGGUGGUGGUGCUAGCUCGGGCCAGGGAUCGGGUCCAGAUGGUGGUUCGUACGCCACAUCUGGUCGUGGGUCGGGCACGGGUUCUGGGUUUGGUUACGGCUCCGGCUCCGCCUAUGGAGGAGCCGGGAAUGGGGGCUCUGCCUCUGGUUGUGGCUCGGGCACAUCAUCUUGCUCGGGGUCGGGCUCGGGCUCGGUCGGCUUAGGCACAUCUAUCAACGUCGGUGUUGGUGUUGAUGUAAAUGGUGGAACUAAUGGUGGUGGAGAUUGUAAUACCGGCCCUGGCUCAAACUAUGGUUCUGGCUCGGGCUCGAGCUCUGCGUCGAGCGGAGGCUCAUACCGUUCGCGUGGGCGUGGGUCUUCCAAUGUUGGUAUGGGUUCGGGUUCAGGGGUUGGUUUAGGUGGAUCCAUUGGGUUUAGUGGCGGGUCUAAUGUUGGGCCAAGCGGUGGAUGCUCGAAUUGUGGGUCUGGGUCUGGGUCGGGCUCGGGACCAGCUGGUGGCUCUGGCUCAUCCGCCAGCUCCGGCUCUGGGUCUGGCAUGAGCGCAGGCUCAGGCUUCGGUGCAUCUGGUUCUGGUUCGAGCUCUAUAGCCGGAUCAGGCUCGUCAUCCGGCUCUGUAGGAAUGUCCUACGGCUCCUCAGGUUCGGGUUCGUCGACGUCGAGUGGAGCGAGCAGUGGCUCCAACUCAAACUCGGGCUCCGUGUCGGGUGCAAACUCAGGCACCGGCUCAAGCUUCGGCUCAUUCAGCGCGUCAGGCAGUGGAUCAAACUCCAUGUCCAUGUCUAGCUCGGUGUCAGGCUCUGGGUCCAACACCGCAUCUGGCUCGAGCUCGUGGUCUGGCUCUAGCUCCAGCGCGGGAUCCAACGCUGUGUCUGGCAACGUGGCUCAAGCAGGCGCAGGUUCGAGCUCCGAAUCGGGCUCGUUCUCCGGCUCGAACGCCGGCUCAAACUCGAACUCGGGCGUAUGGUCCAACUCCAACUCCGGGGCUAGUUCGACUACGUUAUCCGGCUCAGGACCCGACUCCGAUGCCAGCUCUAACGCUGGCUCGAGCUCCUGGUCCGACUCUGGAACAAACUCGGGCUCCUUCUCCGGUGCCGGGUCGUCGAGCUGGUCGAGCUCGCCGUCUGGCUCGACAUCCGGCUCAGGUUCUGGGUUCGGCCAGGGCUUUGACGCGGGCCAAGGGUUCGGAGGCGGGUUUGGGCCUGGAGCCCGCCCGGAAGGCUUCGGCAUGGCCGCAUGGGCGGUGGCGGAGGGUUUGGAGCCGGGUACGGGUUCGGUGCCGGAGCCGGCGGUGGGAACGCCGGUUGGGCUAAGAAGCACCAUUAAGCUACGGAAACGUGAAGUGUUGUUGGUCCAGGGAAUAAGGUUGUGUAUGUAAAAUGGCACUUACCCACCGUGUGUCGCCACUGUUGUUCUUUCGGCCUCGUAACCAAAUGUGAAUGAAGUGUCAUCGUGAGUGGAGAAGAAAAGCUGGACUCCUUUGGAAAGGAAAA